This is a messenger RNA of Suillus subaureus, 2709 nucleotides long. Its product is annotated as SNF2 family N-terminal domain-containing protein. Gene Ontology annotation, cellular component: nucleus. Gene Ontology annotation, molecular function: DNA binding; ATP-dependent chromatin remodeler activity; ATP binding. Lineage: Eukaryota; Fungi; Basidiomycota; Agaricomycetes; Boletales; Suillaceae. The record is from RefSeq and is a predicted model, not a curated record. The transcript has 21 exons. Bases 1 to 2709 code for a protein of 902 amino acids. Gene Ontology annotation, biological process: positive regulation of transcription by RNA polymerase II.
AUGACGGGAAAGCGCGUCAGAACAUCAUCGUUUUCUGCCACAGACAAUGGCGCGAACUCUCAGAAAAAGCAAAAGAUGCAAGAUAAGAAAGCGAAUACCAUAGUCAUAAAUGCAAGAAGGGUACAGCUCGAAUCUGCCCGCAGAAGGUGGCUGUACCGCCAUCACGACCUGUUUCAACCACUAUUGCCCUCGACUUCAUUCUUCGACACGUUGCGCAAGGAAAUAAAAGAAACGGAAGGAAGCACGGCUUAUGUCCCACUCCGCGUCCUCAUGACACAGCCUUCGUUGAUAAAGGGCGGUGAAAUGAAGGAUUAUCAACUUCAAGGCCUUGCAUUCCUAAUCUACAUGUAUAAGAACGGGAUGAACUGUAUAUUGGGUGAUGAAAUGGGCCUUGGAAAAACACUGCAGACCCUAUCCCUCUUUGCACAUAUUCAAGAGAACGAACCCGGCCGUUACGAUCCACAUCUUAUCAUCUGCCCUCUUUCUGUUUUGUCCUCCUGGCAAAAUGAAGCUGCCCGCUGGCUACCCUCAUUGCGCGUAUUUCGUUUCCACGGCAAUCAGUCGGAGAGAGAUCGACUCAAGACCAGUGUCAGGAACGACGAUAUGAAAUUCGAUUUAUGCAUCACGACUUAUGAGGCGUAUGUUUGUGAGGAUAAUUGGUUCAAGAGCCGACGAUGGUUCUAUUGUGUUCUUGACGAGGGGCACAGGAUCAAGAAUUCUGAUACCAACCUCUUUGGCAAAGUCCGUGGCUUAGGUUCUCUGUACCGACUCAUCCUUACUGGCACGCCUGUACAAAACAAUUUGGUCGAGCUAUGGGGCCUUUUGAAUUGGCUAUACCCAACCAUAUUUACUCCUCCUUCACAGCGAUUAUUUCACGAAUCCUUUGACCUCUCUCGUGGCUCAUACUCCAUACCGUUCCUAAAGGCUGCGCAGGAGCUCUUGCUUGUCAUUAUGAUGCGCCGCACCAAGGCGAACGUCGAUAUAGCCGUACCGCCACGUGAAGAACUUACUUUAUUCAUACCCAUGACGGAGGCACAGAGGUUCUGGACUUAUAGAUUGUUAACACGAAUGGAUACAAUGGACCUAGAAGAGAUUUUCACAGAGGAGGAUGGCCUGCUAAAUGAGGGACGCAAGGAAGUGUUUUCGCACAUCGCAUCAGCGAUAAAUCGGAAUGUCUCUGGAGAGACAAACAGAUGGCGGAAGCUCAUGAAUUUAUUGAUGCAGCUACGUAAAGUUUGUGAUCAUCCAUAUCUGCUAAAAGACGCGUCCCCUUCGCCAUAUAUUAUUGGCGAACACGUUGUUGCCUCGUCCUCAAAACUCAUUGUCAUUGACAAGGUUCUUGCCGAUACCCUGCCCAAAGGAGAACGUGUCUUGAUAUUUUCUGGUGUUAGCAUGCUCGAUCUCCUGGAGGAUUACAUGGAACUGCGGUCAAUACCAUACGCUCGGCUGGAUGGUGGAACAACCCGCCCUCGGCGGAAUCUUGAUAUCAAACUGUUUCAACAAGAGAAGUCUCCAUAUCAAGUCUUCCUUGUUUCGACCAAAGCGGGUGGACUUGGUAUAAACCUUACAAAGGCAUCAACCGUCAUCAUGUGCGACUGUGAUUGGAAUCCUCAGAACGAUUUGCAAGCCAUCGCUCGGGCCCAUCGCAUUGGUCAGACGAAAAUCGUCAAGGUGUACCGCCUUAUUUGUCGCGGAAGCGUCGAGGAUCAGAUGCUCGACCGUAUUCGUCGCAAGAUGUUCCUAUCAUUAAAAGUCAUGUCUUCUUCAACGUCGUCAUCUUCUGCCAACGAGGAUAAUACCCAACUGAAGACUACAGAGCUUCUGGACAUUUUGCGCAAAGGUAGUAGUGCCUUGUCUCGGUCGGAUGUAGGCAUGGACUUGGGGACAUUCCUCAAAGCGCCAAUCCAAGAAAUUCUCGACGACUCACGAGAGCGGGAAGGAGCGAGGGAUGUGAAGCUGAAGAAAGAGAUGGUGUCUUCGCAUGAUAUUGCUGAAGAUAACGAUAUCGAUGAGAAAACGCUGCUCGAUGCAGAGGAAGAGGAGCGAAAGCUUCUUAGUGGCAUCGCUCAAGUACAGAGUAGACUCUUCGAAGGCAAGCUCAUUAAACGCAAUCAAAACAAUCAUCAGAUUGCGCAGGAGUGGCAGGAACUACAGAAACGGGCGCGCAUAGACAGGACAGUUGUGGUAGAUGGUAUCACAGUCAUCGCUGAUCAUAUGGGCCAGAGUGCGGUUCGUGUGGUUCCGGCCUCGAAAAAGAAGUCGAAAGCAAAGCACGAAACAGAGGAUUGGUGCGUUUAUUGUCGAGAUGGCGGCGACGUGAUCCUCUGUACCUCGUGCCCCCGAGUAUUUCACCCCAAGUGUCAUGGUAUUACCGCAGCGCAACUCCGCAAGCUACCUAUGAUCUGUUGUCCCCAACACAAGUGCUCAGCUUGCGAUCGCUCCACUGCUGAAGCAGGAGGAAUGCUAUUCAGGUGCCAAACAUGCCCACAAGCGUUCUGCGAAGACUGUAUGCCUGAAGGGGAGAUCGAUGCUGUCGGGGAAGUGUUGCCCGAGUUUGUGUUGUUGGGGUACGGUGCUACGAGUACAGCCUACUAUAUACGAUGUCAUGAGUGUCAUGAACAUUGGAAAAAGGAGCCGCAGGCUUGGAAAGCCUGGGAGGAAGAAAUGGCUGAAACACAGGCAAAACUAAACUCCUUGCAGACCGCAUAG